CAAGGUGACGCGCUAGACAUCCAUGCCAAGCACCAAAGGCUCCCUUCGACCAGCCGAACCCCUCGGUUGUGAAGUCAUCAUUUUACACCACAUGUCGUCGCACAGGCGAACAAGUCGCGACGCUGACAAGCUCCAACACUCUCAAGUUCACAGACAUGUCCGAAGAUGACUCUUUAGUAGACCUGAUUGACAGAGAGGCUGUCUUCAACGCGUUGAACAAGGCGUUUGACAAGAUUGAUCGAAGCUUCGCUACCAAGCUACAAACUAGGGACAGGAAGCAGCAUCUCUUUCUCGACAGGGAGAAUAAGAGAUUAGAAGCUGAAGUGCUAGCCCUGCAGCAAGAGACCUCGGCUUUGCGGGAAAAAGUCCAGGAACUCUCAGCAGCCAAUAAUGCAAAUAAGCAGCAUCAUGAGUCUACUAUCAACCCUCGGCAGGUUCAGCUCGCAGGACAGCGUGCUCACGCUUCAAACGAAGAUGAUGGUGUCUACAGAGCACCAACCGCCCAACAGUUGGCUACCAAUUAUGCUCGACAUUCGUCGCUCGAUCCAAGACCGGACGAAGCCACGGAUUACGAACGCCUGAAGGAACGCUAUACACUUUUGAGAGCAGCUAAUAAACUGCUCAAGAAGGAAGUAAGGGAGGCGCAGGAUAAAGAGGAGAAGUGGUGGCACUAUGCCGAGGUUCUCGAAAAGGAACUUGGAAUACUUGGCAACAAAGAGCAGACUGAACGGCGGUUUGAAAUCGCAGCUGAGGUUAUGAAAAGGUCUCGCGCGGAAAGACGGACUCGAAAAGCUGCUGCUAUAUCGGAUCGACCCACUGGUACACCCUUAGAUAUACGCCCUGAGUGUGCCGCUGCCGGACCCAGCGCAAAUUCCAGCUUCAACUCAGAUACGGAGCGAGUCGCUCCACAAGCACCGAGUGGUGACAAUGCAAUCUCAAGGUCAUUUCAAGUGAACACAGCUCAACCAUUGACGACAAGGCAACCUUCUCCAAGAUCUGAAGCGCCGACGGAGGAGGGAUCAGACCACGACGAGGAGCCCAGUCUACCAGCACAUGCAAAUGACGAAACCCCCAAGGCCCACAAUACCGCUAAUAUAAAACAAGAGCCAUCGUCGGAUCCUCCCGUCUUCCUUUCGGCUCGACCAGUCAAGAAGCGAAGGCUUGCUGGAGACGAUUUGAACAGGAUAAGCACGCCCUCGCGCCGCGCAGUCAAAGAUGAGGUCGACCAAGAAGAUCCUGCUAUGUAUCUUAAAACAAUGGCCACGUUACGAAAGUCUCCUCAGGAAAGUUUUGACCUUGAUGAUGGAAUCACGGAGAUGCCAACACCCAAAAAAUGCAGGUUUUAUAAGUCAGCUGGUGAGAACCAUGUUUCCGCCAGAUCAGCUGCCCCUACGGUUGAAUCAGAACAAAACGAAGCUCCAUACCUCCCGCUUUCUGACCGCACGCCAAGGCAACCAGUUAUUCAUGACGAUAUGUCGUCCUCUGAUGAUGCUGAAAAGGGACGCGACAGCUCACCCUUUGGAUUUCAGCCCCUCGGUGCGCUCCUCAACACCCCAGCAGAACAGAGAGCCAAGACGAAUACACUAAUCCUCAACCCUUUUGCUCGCCGAGAAUUCGAGGGUCGAGAUAGUCGCGGAACUGCGAAGGAAAUGGGCCGAGGCAGCAAGCGGAAAGCGGAUGGCGACACUGAGAUAUAUCAAUCACCUAAGCCCGCGCCAAGCUUCCUCCCACCGUCGGCUCAAACACCUAAACAGCGUCCGUCCCCGGGGGUCCUUAGUCCUAGGAAACCCAAAACCAAAGCAGCUGGUCAGUCUCCGGCUCCCCACACCACAGCUCGGAAGCCAUUAGUGGAUCGCUCGACCAAUAUCCAGCCUAGAAGCCGAGGGCCUCCUCUUCGCUCUUUGCCUGUCGACUCGCUGCUGCUCACCGACUUCAGGAUCAAUCCAGCGACAAACGACAACAAAGAUUUUGCAUUCGAUGAAGUUGUUCGACACAAGGACGACCGAGCCAAGAUGACUGGCUGUACGGAUCCGCGAUGUCCCAGGACAAAAGACAUGCACGCUAUGGUACUCGCCGAGGUUGCUCACCUAACCAAGGAGCAUGGAGAGAGGUUUUAUCAAACGCCAGAGGGCGUCACUCUAGUUGAGAAGUAUCUGGGGGAUGACGCUGGUCGAAUACCUCACAUGGAUGUUUCUGAACGCAGGACGCUCUGGACGCAGGCGCGACUUCAGCAACAGGCCAAUAUUUACGGCAGAUGCAGGCACCGUUAUGAUCGUGGAAACACCCCAGAGCAGUAUUGGGACACCGGCUUUCCCAACACGCAAGAGCAGGAGAGAGACAGAGAGGAGGGUCGUAUGAUGGACAGGAGGAUGGUGGCAGUGAGACGUCGUGAGGCGUUGAAAAAGGGGGGCAGGUGGUUGUUCAAGGAUGAGUAUCCAUCCGAAGCCAACAAAAGGCAUCGUGUGUAAUUGGGAUCACAGUACAUUACAUAUGUGCACACGGGGCAUGGCGACAACUCUGUCUUUUUUUCUGACUGGGGACUUUUAAAGUAUAAGAGACGCGCGGAGUAGCUUUUGACAGUGGACAGGGCGAAUGGUGUUGGCUGGUUUACAUACAAAACUUAGGCUGCCAGUUGCCAACCUGAGCGGUCAUAUCAAGACUUUGCUCCGCAAUGGCUCGAUGUGCGCCUUGAGUUAUUACUAUUUUUGGAGGCUACUAGCACUGUCGACACUAAUUCCAAAGCUCUCGAUGCAUGCGCGCCCUUAGAUUAGUUCUUGGAUGGCGGCGCAUUUUACAACUCAGGUAUGUACCUAGGUACUUACCCACUCGUCACCAUAAUACAUUCCAUGCAGCCCAUAUAGAAGACUGUCACAAAAAAACCCAGCGAACGUUUCGAGUUGUUUGCCCUUGCUUUCUCUUGG
This is a messenger RNA of Pyricularia oryzae 70-15, 2921 nucleotides long. RefSeq lists its product as uncharacterized. The transcript is spliced from 2 exons. The record is from RefSeq and is a predicted model, not a curated record. NCBI's taxonomy places the organism in Eukaryota, Fungi, Ascomycota, Sordariomycetes, Magnaporthales, Pyriculariaceae. The coding region runs from base 156 to 2468 and encodes 770 amino acids. Gene Ontology annotation, biological process: DNA repair.